CCUGGCCCGCGGGGCGGAGAUGCUGGGCGGGCUGGGCAGCACUUCACUGUAACGCGAGCCGGGUUACGGCGGAAGGGCGGCCGGGCGGAGGGAAGGAGGAGGCCGCGCGCUACGUCCUCGGAGGACUAGGACCAGGCGUUCCAGGAGGUGGCCUCGAGUGGAGCCUCAGAAGCCUCUCAGGCACCAGAGAAGACCUCCGCAGACCCGAAGCCCUCCGAGCUUCCUGGGAGCGAGAAAGCGCGGGGGCGGCCCCACGAGGACGCAAGAAAGGCGGGACCCAGGCCGGGCGUCCACUCGAGUGCUUUCGGCGUCUCUUGACCGUACCGCCCCACAACCCCCGCGGCCCCUGCAGACCCGAUCCGGAAACAGCCGAGCGGAUCCGGAAACAGCCGAGCGGACCCGGAAGCGGGAGUGCCAUCACCAGUUGAGUGCGGGAAUCCGCCGUUUGGGCUGAGACGAUGGCAGCUGCGCCAGCAACCCUAGUGCUGGAUCCCCAGUCCCAAGAGGAGCAAAAGGAUGCAUCCGAGACAAGUGAGCUCAGUCGGCUUCGUGCCGAACUGGCUGGUGCACUGGCAGAAAUGGAAACUAUGAAGGCUGUAGCUGAGGUGAGCGAGAGCACCAAGGCGGAGGCAGUGGCUGCAGUGCAGAGACAAUGCCAAGAGGAGGUGGCUUCCCUGCAGGCCAUCCUGAAAGACUCCAUCAGCAGCUAUGAGAGCCAGAUCGCAGCCCUGAAACAAGAGCGGCAGCAGCAGCAGCAGGACUCUGAGGAGAAGGACCGAGAGCUGGGCCACCUCAAACAGCUGCUGGCCCGGGCCCACCCUUUGGACUCCUUGGAGAAGCAAAUGGAAAAGGCCCAUGAAGACUCAGAAAAGCUGCGGGAGAUCGUGUUGCCCAUGGAGCAGGAGAUUGCAGAGCUGAAGGUAAAGCUGCUGAGGGCUGAAGAGCUGAUCCAAGAGAUCCAGAGACGACCAAGGCAGCCUGCCUCCCUGCAUGGCUCCACAGAGCUGCUUCCACUAUCGAGGAACCCCUCACCCCCACUGGAACCCUUGGAGGAGCCAAGUGGGGACGCAGGCCCAGCUGCUGAGGCCUUUGCCCACAACUGCGAUGACAGUGCCUCCAUCUCUUCCUUCUCCCUCGGUGGGGCCGCCGGUAGUACCUCCCUACGAGGCCCCCAAGGCCUCAGCCCUGAGCAGGAAGAGACAGCUUCUCUGGUGUCUACUGGCACUCUGGUCCCCGAGGGCAUCUACCUACCCCCUCCUGGGUACCAGCUUGUUCCAGAUAGCCAGUGGGAGCAACUGCAGGUAGAGGGGCGGCAGCUGCAGAAGGAGCUGGAAAGUGUCAGCCAUGAGCGGGAUGAGCUGCAAGAGGGACUGAGACGGAGCAAUGAGGAGUGCACCAAGCAGAUGCAGGUGCUCCUGGCCCAGGUCCAGAACUCAGAGCAGCUGCUACGAACUCUGCAAGGAACUGUGAGCCAAGCCCAAGAGCGAGUACAGCUGCAGAUGGCAGAACUGGCCACUUCUCACAAGUGCCUGAGCCAAGAGGUUAAAAGACUAAAUGAAGAAAAUCAAGGGCUCCGGGCUGAGCAGCUGCCAUCCUCCACCCUCCAGGGCUCAGAGCAGCGGGAGGACCAGGACGAGGCCCUGCCAAGCUCCAUACAGGAGCUACAUCUGCUGGUGAGGCACACCAGGCAACAGGCGCGAGCCAGGCAGCAGGCACAGGAGCAUGAGGCCGAGCGCCUGCGCAUUGAAAUUGUGAAGCUGCGGGAGGCACUGGAUGAGGAAACAGCGGCCAAGGCCAGUCUGGAGGGACAGCUGAGGGUGCAGCGAGAAGAGACAGAUGUGUUGGAGGCCUCCCUGUGUAGCCUGAGAAUAGAGACAGAGCGGGUCCAGCAAGAGCAGCGCAAGGCCCAACUCACAGAUCUCCUCUCAGAACAGAGAGCCAAAGCUCUCCGGCUGCAGGCUGAGCUGGAGACCAGUGAACAGGUGCAGAGGGACUUUGUACGGCUGUCCCAGGCCCUACAGGUACGCCUGGAGCGGAUCCGCCAAGCAGAGACGCUGGAACAAGUGCGUAGCAUCCUGGACGAGGCACCCCUCAGGGACAUCAGGGACAUUAAGGGCUCUUGAGGAGCCAGGAGAGAGGUUCCCUGCUGGAGAAGCUGCCCCUUUCUCUACCAGAACUGUGAGGCAUGGACUGCAGGUCCCAGAAUGGAGUCCAUCAGCUACAAACCUGGAUGGUGGUGUCCCUAGGGCCACUAUUUCCAUCCAGGGUGGCUGGGCCUGCCCUCAGGGAUGAUACCUGGAAGAGGGUCCCAGCCCCCUUCCAGAACCAAAGUGCAGGCCGAGCGAGCCCUGUGGCUUUCAGGCUGCCAUGCUCCCUCAUGGAUCCAGCUCUCCCACCCUGUCACCUCAAGCCAGUAGCCAGUCCCUACUCUGGGCACUCCCAGCUUAUGGCUAGAAGCUGUUGGAUUCAGUGGGUUCCUCACACAGAAGCCCUGGGACACACAAUGGCUUUUUGGACUGUAUGACACUAAGGUGUUUGUCGAUAGGCCCUAAGAUAUAAGGAAGCAAGGCCAGGCUUUUCUGUCAUUUAUUUUCAAUAAAUAAGCAGUCAGCUA
Molecule: messenger RNA, 2614 nt
Organism: Mastomys coucha (southern multimammate mouse)
Lineage: Eukaryota; Metazoa; Chordata; Mammalia; Rodentia; Muridae
Gene: Rabep2
Product: rabaptin, RAB GTPase binding effector protein 2
Exons: 13
Coding region: 459-2123 (554 amino acids)
Biological process (GO): endocytosis
Cellular component (GO): intracellular membrane-bounded organelle
Molecular function (GO): GTPase activator activity; growth factor activity
Source: RefSeq, a predicted model, not a curated record